This is a messenger RNA of Micropterus salmoides (largemouth bass), 1676 nucleotides long. It is a transcript of the gene samm50, whose product is annotated as SAMM50 sorting and assembly machinery component. Gene Ontology annotation, biological process: mitochondrial respiratory chain complex assembly; protein insertion into mitochondrial outer membrane. The transcript has 15 exons. Gene Ontology annotation, cellular component: outer membrane; SAM complex. NCBI's taxonomy places the organism in Eukaryota, Metazoa, Chordata, Actinopteri, Centrarchiformes, Centrarchidae. The coding region runs from base 137 to 1555 and encodes 472 amino acids. The record is from RefSeq and is a predicted model, not a curated record.
AGGAAGUGACAUGGCCGCCUACUUAUACAGAGCAUCUUCGACUUUCUCCGGGUACUUGUAAGGUUACGUUAGUCAGUCUUUUAUUCACGCAAAGUUUCGCCCAUUUUUAUUGUGACAGCGCCCUGUGGAGCUUAGCAUGGGCACCGUCCAUGCCAGGAGCCUGGAUCCUCUGCCCAUGCGGGGGCCAGAGCUAGGAGUUCAAGCUGACGACAUCGAGGCUCCAGAGACUGAGCUGGAGCCAAAGCAUGAAGUUCUUGAAAACAAGGAUGUUGUGGUUCAACGAGUGCACAUAGAUGGGCUCGGAAGAACCAAGGAGGACCUGUUGACUUAUGAAAUCGCAGGAGUUUUCCAGGCAAAGAACUUGAUUGAUGUGAUGCGAAAAUCCCAUGAAGCCCGACAGAAGCUGCUGCGUCUCGGUAUCUUCAGAAAAGUUGAAGUUGUUAUUGACACCUCACGAGGUGAAAAUGCUCUUCCCAACGGCCUCGACGUGACGUUUGAAGUCACUGAGCUGAGACGUAUGACAGGCAGCUACAACACCAUGGUCGGAAACAAUGAGGGAAGCAUGGUACUGGGCCUGAAGUUACCCAAUGUAUUGGGUCGGGCAGAGAAACUGACCUUCCAGUUCUCCUACGGGACCAAAGAGACAUCCUACGGCCUGUCCUUCUUCAAACCCCAACCAGGACACUUUGAACGCAACAUCUCACUGAACAUCUACAAAGUAACAGGUCAGUUUCCAUGGAGUUCCCUGAGGGAGACGGAUCGAGGCAUCUCUGCAGAACUGAGCUUCCCUGUCUGGAAGACCAGCCAAACACUGAAGUGGGAGGGAGUGUGGAGAGAGCUGGGAUGUCUGGCUCGCACUGCCUCGUUUGCCGUCCGGGAGGAGAGUGGCCAUUCCCUCAAGUCCUCACUUUCACAUGCUAUGGUCAUCGACACCAGAAACUCCUCCAUCCUUCCCAGGAAAGGUGGCCUUCUGAAGAUCCAUCAGGAACUUGCUGGUUACACUGGGGGCGAUGCCAGUUUCCUGAAAGAGGACUUUGAGAUUCAGCUCAACAAAACACUCUUCUGGGACUCAGUCCUUUCUGCCUCAUUGUGGGGUGGUUUGCUCCUACCCAUCGGUGACAGGCCAACAAGCAUAGCAGACAGGUUCUAUCUAGGCGGCCCCACCAGUAUCAGGGGAUUCAGUAUGUACAGUAUGGGCCCACAGAGUGAAGGUAUGGCAGGUGACUACCUGGGAGGAGAGGGCUACUGGGCUGGGGGCCUCCACCUCUACACCCCUCUACCCUUCAGACCAGGCAAGGGGGGCUUUGGUGACCUCUUCAGAACACACUUCUUCCUCAAUGCCGGAAACCUUUGUAACCUUAACUAUGGUGAGGGGCCACAAGCACAUUUGAGGAAACUGGCGGAAUGCAUCCGUUGGUCAUAUGGACUGGGCAUUGUGCUGCGUUUGGGGAACAUUGCCAGGCUGGAGCUGAAUUACUGCAUUCCCAUGGGAGUCCAGAGUGGAGACAGGAUAUGUGAUGGGGUCCAGUUUGGAGCAGGAAUAAGAUUCUUGUGAAACCACAUUUCUUGAAUCUUGGAUCAAAGUUUUAUGCCAGAAACAUUUUAUUUGGAGCGGAAAUUGCUUGUACAGAAUUGUUGUUGUGGGGAAUUAGUUCAAUAAAAGUGUUUGCACUGAC